This is a messenger RNA of Bathycoccus prasinos, 1629 nucleotides long. RefSeq lists its product with no specific name. The transcript has a single exon. Gene Ontology annotation, molecular function: rRNA (uridine-N3-)-methyltransferase activity. The record is from RefSeq and is a predicted model, not a curated record. Bases 1 to 1629 code for a protein of 542 amino acids. Gene Ontology annotation, cellular component: cytoplasm. Gene Ontology annotation, biological process: rRNA base methylation. NCBI's taxonomy places the organism in Eukaryota, Viridiplantae, Chlorophyta, Mamiellophyceae, Mamiellales, Bathycoccaceae.
AUGCGCCCGGCGGCUUUGGUGAUAAAGAGAUUAGUAUUCGCGCGAUUCUAUCAUCCACACAAAGCGACAAAUCCACGAAACCGACGACGAGUUCAAUCAUCAUCGAGCUCCGAGAGGUUUUUGAGCAUCAUGAAAGGCGUGACUUUGCUUGGGAAUCCGGAAACGGAUGUUGACUCCCCUAACAAGAACAACCUCGAUGUUGAUGAUGUUGCCGGGGCUUCCUCGGAGCGACAUCCAGACACAAACAGAACGCGCGUUUUAUUCGUCGGCGACGGCGACUUUUCACUCUCAAAAGCGUUUGCAAAAACGAAAGCGACUUCCUGCGUCGUCGUCGCGACCAGUUUAUCCACCAAGAGUGAAAUCGAGCAAAAUUGGAAAGGAUACGAAAAUGUUCGAGAGUUGGAAAAUUUGCCAAAUGUAGAGCGCGUGGCGCACGGGAUCGACGCGACAAACACAGAAGACAUGAUGAGAUCGUUAUCCCCGAAUGAAGAUCAACAACAUCAACGAGCAAAAAGAGCGGAUGCUGCAGCGGAUGCAAUCAUAUUCGCGUUUCCACACUUACCCGGGAAAGGGAAGAUUAGCAAAAAUAGAGAACUGUUGAGGAAUUUUUUACUCGCCGCGAAAGACGAGAGGGUGAUGCGACCGAACGGGGUGUGCGAGGUGGCGCUGGCGCCUGGUCAAGGAGGGACGUUUGUCGACGGAGACGAAUCGAGGACGAUGUACGGUGAUACGUGGAAAGCGUACGAUAUGGGUGCGGACGUUGGGAUGGCGUUGAUCGAGUGCGAACGGUUCGACGAAGAGAAGUGGAGAGAAAGGUCGUAUAAGCCGACCGGACAUUGGAGAGGGUUGGACGACUCGAGGUCGUUUCGGGUGAGCAACGCUGUCGUGCACAGAUUUAAAAGAGAAGAAGAGGUUUCAGAGUCAGAUGGGAGUUGUUCGAGGUUUCAACGGAAGGAGGAGAGGUUUACCAGGGACGUGAGUUUAGCGAUCGAGAAAAAAUUGGUCGGCGCGAGCGCGGAGGAAAGCGAAGAUAAGAAUAAAGACGACGAGGAAAAUGGUAUCGUGACUUUUUUCGCGCCAGAUGGAGAGCAGUGCGCGUUUGCAAACGAUGGCACGUGCGCGUUUGCAAAUCGAUGCGAUAAAGAGAGGAAACCGUUGGAGUACACUCGAUUGAACCGGAAAGUUCCGUCGAGGUAUUUCGACCCGAAGUACCGAGGCAAGUGGUGUUGCGGUAAGUGUUACGUCAAGAUUUCGAAAGUUUUGCAGUUGCAAAAGCAAACGAAUGGGAUUAAGGACACCACGCCGGAGGAAAAGGAGUUGUUGGAAAAAAUUAGAGCCGUAGCGAUGGAGAGCGCGGAGGAAACGGCCAAGACGUGGAAGGUGCAUAAAAAAAUUGGAUUCACGGACGCGUUCAUCAUCGAUAGGUACGACCCGAAAGACGAGUCAAACGCGGUCGCUCGAAACGUCCGAUUACGAUAUCAUUGCGAACGUCACCCGCUCAACGGGAAAGAAGUGAACGAGAUUCAGCACGCUUUGCGAGAGAAGUUGGAAAGAGGACACCUAAAAGGCGUCACUUUACGAUGGUAUCGCCGAGAAGAAGACGAAAAGACGAAGAAGCAAAGAGUGUGA